Molecule: messenger RNA, 1587 nt
Organism: Coregonus clupeaformis (lake whitefish)
Lineage: Eukaryota; Metazoa; Chordata; Actinopteri; Salmoniformes; Salmonidae
Exons: 7
Coding region: 54-692 (212 amino acids)
Source: RefSeq, a predicted model, not a curated record
CAAUGUUGAACUACUGCAGUUGUUAGAUCACUCUUGUCGUGCGGGUAGUGUCAAUGAAGAUGAUUUGGGUGUUCUUGGUGUCUCAGCUGGCUAGCUGUGUCAGCGCCCAGACCAUUGGCUGUAACAACACUGUACAUGCCGACGGUACAACGACCUAUCAACUCUCAGAGCCCCUGCCAGGAUCGCCCUCAACCUGUGUAAGGCAGUGGUUGGAUGCAAAUGAUACUGUUCUCACCACUGACAAAGACAUUGACAAAGAUCGUGUUGUGGUUCAGACCAGUCAAUCUAUUACCACCACAGGCUGCAUGGACAGACUGAAGUACUUAGAGGAAUGCACACAUAAUAAAAAGAUGUCAUUUCGUGAAGCAGAGUGCCUUAGUAACUGCAUUGUGAAGCCGUUUAACCUGGAACACGUUGAAUCAGAGCACAAUAUAUGUUUUGGUGAUUGGUGUGUAUCAGAGAUAACAUUUGGGCUUGCCUUUGGGAUAUCAGCUGCUGUCAUCAUCAUCAUCCUGGUUCUCCUUAUUCGCUACAAGAUCCACAUUUACCGAGUGUGCGUGUUUGUUAGAAGUUGGGUGAAUGGGAGCACUAGAGAACCCUCUCCUGACCCAGAGAAGUCCCAGACCCACCCUGCUCCUGCUCCCAUUGUCAAGUACUCCACUGUGAACCAGCAGGCAACAGUCAUCGUGUGAAAAGGGACCAGGGGGUGAAGGGGCGGAGGGAAAGAGAGAGAGGAGGGAAAGAGGAGGGAGAGAGAACAAGAUGUAGAGGUUAUAGGAGAGGAAGGAAAGAGGUUUAUUUGCUUUGAGUUCACUUCCUGGCCAGAGUCGUCAUUGGAAAUGAAAAUAGGUUCUCAUCCAGCCAACUUGGUCACUUAAAGGCUACUUCCCCAGAGUCAGAUGAACUUGUGGAUAACAUUUGUGUGUAUCUGCGUCCAGUAUGUAGGAAGUUAGAGGUAGUUUCGCGAGCCAAUGCUAACUAGCAAUUGCGCAAACGCUAGUGAGCAACUUCCUUCAUACUGGAGGCAGAUACAUAAAAAUGGUAUCCAUGAGUUCUUCUGAUUCUGGGGAAGUAGAUACAGGGCCUCAUUGACCAGAUCCUGAACUAUCCCUUUAAAGGAUGAACAAGUAGUACACUGGCUGUAUAGUAAGGACUAUAUGGUUCUGCUAUUGCUGGGAUGGGUUUCUGUUUCAUUGAUUAUUUUCCCGCUACUUGUGGAGUUAUUAUUACUAUACGAGAUAUAAUAUAAAUAUCAUAAUAAUGUAUUUCUAUAUGACACAUUCCAUUGCUAUGUGAUUGAAUUUACUGAGUAAUAGCUCAAAUAUUACUGAAAUCAAAUGCUGCUCCAUAUAAUAAUAUUAUGAAUUAUAUAAUGAUAUAUGGUUAUAGAACCUAUCACUUAAAUAUAUUUUAUUAUUUAUCACAUAUAUAUAUUAUUAUAACGGUGGAGGGAAGUAGACCUCUGAAUGACCCGAUGCACUAAAGAAAAUAAGCUAACCCGCUGUAGAAGCGCCCGAGUGGCGCAGUGGUCUAAGGCACUGCAUCGCAGUGCUAGCUGUGCCACUAGAGAUCCUGGUUCGAAUCCAG